Messenger RNA from Nezara viridula (southern green stink bug), 4130 nucleotides. The record is from the annotation of a GenBank genome assembly. NCBI's taxonomy places the organism in Eukaryota, Metazoa, Arthropoda, Insecta, Hemiptera, Pentatomidae.
GUGAGGGCGGAGGGCCAGUCGUCGAGUGAAUAAUGGCGACGUUUAAGCAGUGCAGUCAUGUAUUUAAAUUCGAUAUCGAAUCUCGUAUUUUUAGUGAUUGUUGAUACGAACAUGUUUAACUUUUUGUUUAAAAAAAUGUUCUCGUGAUGUAGUCUUUUAAUUAAACAAUGUCUUCCCAUUAUUGUAUCCUAUCGUCAGUCGCUGUACUUGUUUAUCUUAGGGCUUCUGUCGAAGGGUUAUUGUGCCACUGUGACAUUUGCUCUUCUGAGUCCAAUAAGACGUGUUCUACGGAUGGUUAUUGCUUUACAUCCACCGAACUUGUUAAGAGCACUGGAGAGAUAAAAUAUGCAUUUAGGUGCCUGGAGAAGUUAAUUACUCAUCCUCCUGAGAACCCGAUAGUCUGCCAUUACAACGGUAAACGUAACGACUCCUUUGUCAUAGGCUGUUGUAAGGAGUACGACUACUGUAACAAAGACACCAUUCCUUCUCUUCAUAAAAGUGAUGAGAAGGUAACAGAGAAAUUAUGGGAAUCUAGCCGAAGUUUUGAAACAUGGGAACUAGCACUUCUGAUUGCUGUGCCAAUAUGUGUGAUUACUUUUUUCAUUAUGAUGGGGGUUUUAUUUUGGGGCAAUCGGAAAAGAGGAAGAUACCAUUGCCCAGAAGCUCCAGAUGGUCCAGAACAACCAAUUUUAAAUGCAGUUUCACUAAGGGACAUGAUUGAUAUGACAACUUCUGGUUCUGGAUCAGGAUUACCUCUUCUUGUACAACGAAGUAUUGCACGCCAAAUUCAGCUGGUCGAUACCAUCGGAAAAGGAAGGUUUGGUGAGGUAUGGAGAGGUAGGUGGAGAGGAGAAAAUGUUGCUGUGAAAAUAUUUUCCUCACGUGAAGAAAGAUCAUGGUUUAGAGAAGCUGAAAUUUAUCAAACUGUUAUGCUUAGACAUGACAAUAUUCUUGGAUUUAUAGCUGCGGAUAACAAAGAUAAUGGGACAUGGACUCAGCUUUGGCUCAUAACAGAUUAUCAUGAGAAUGGGUCUCUUUUUGACUACCUGAAUCGAACGACCGUUGAUGUUCCAGGAAUGAUAAAAAUGGCUCAUUCUAUUUCAACAGGCCUUGCUCAUUUACAUAUGGAAAUAGUUGGAACUCAGGGUAAGCCAGCUAUAGCUCAUCGAGAUCUAAAAUCAAAGAAUAUCCUCGUGAAGGGCAAUGGUACAUGUGCUAUUGGUGACCUAGGUUUAGCCGUCAGGCACGAUGUUGCCACUGACACUGUAGAUAUUCCGCUUAACAACAGAGUUGGAACUAAACGUUACAUGGCACCAGAAGUUUUGGAUGAAUCCAUGAAUAUGAGUCAUUUCGACUCUUUUAAACGAGCCGAUGUUUACGCCUUUGGUCUGAUUUUAUGGGAAAUUGGACGAAGGUGCAACGUAGGAGGAAUUUAUGAUGAAUAUCAGCUUCCUUUCUUUGAUAUGGUUCCUUCUGAUCCAACUAUAGAAGAAAUGAAGAGGGUUGUAUGUUUGGAUCGAUUGAGGCCAUCUAUUCCUAACCGCUGGCAUUCUUGUCCGGCAUUGCAAACUAUUUCUAAUGUGAUGAAAGAGUGUUGGUAUCAUAAUGCUGCCGCACGCCUCACCGCGCUCAGGAUAAAGAAGACUUUAGCAAAUUUAGCUGCCUCUGACAUCCUAAAAAUGUAAAUUUACUACCUCAAAUGAAAAAUGUAAAUAGUUAUAUGCCCCAAUUUUUAUAAGUGAAUUUCUUAUUUAAUUAAAAAAAAAUAUUUUCCGGUUUUGGAAGUGUAUUAAUGUGUCAUGUGAUUACAUUUGUUUAACCCUAAGGCUAUCUUAAAUAUGAAAAAAAAAAUAUAUGACCCCCCUUCUUCCUAUAAUGAAGAUAACAAAACUAAUUUAAAGUUAGAUAUAUUUUUACCAUUGUUCAAAUGUUGUGUUAAAAUCUUUAAAUAUUUUUAUUUAACAAUAGAUAUUCUCUUUUAUUUACACACUAAUGUAAACUAAGGAGUUAUGUAAAUGCCUUAUAAUGUAAGAAAUAUGUGAAUAUACGCUGUAAAAAAUAUGUAUAAAUACACAUUUUUAUUUGAAUUAAUGAAUAACAGUAACAUUUGGGCUAAUAUAGAUGGUUAAAAUUUCGAAGAGGACAAAAACACAUUCUUAGAAGUAUUUUUAUCGAUUCAGUGUCAAUAGAUUACUAUUAUUAAUUUAGCAUAUAUUAUAUUACUUUGCUUAUGUAAAUAAAAGUUUAUAUUAAUUUAUAAAUGAACAGGAUGUUACAUGUCAAAUAUUUUCAUAAAUUCUAUAAGAAUUUAUUUAUAAACAUGAAUUCCUAAUUUUUGUUAUUCUCCAAGAGACAUUCGUUAUUUUAUAUUAAUUUGAUAUUAUAUGAUUUAUAUAUAUAGGGUGUAUGUGCGUGCGUGCGUGUGUAUAUUUGUUACAUAAUAUCAUUAUGUAUAUUAUUACAAAUCUUGUUAAGUAACCAAUCAUUGUUUAUUAGUGUUAUUUUUAUGUUAUUAGGUGCUGCUGUUUGUGUGUUAAUGUAAAUAUAAUAAUUAUAUUUCUGUUAACACACUAUUUAUAUAUUGUCAAUUUGACUUGUAGCAUUUUACAUAUGUAAGAUGACAGGAAUAUAAAAUAAGUUAAUUGUUAUAAGUUAUGUAUGACCUACCAUGUUUUAAAGUUUUUUUUCCCUCACAUUAUGUGGGUAAAUUGAAUUUUUAUUUUCUGUGAUAUUUGUAAUUUUAAAGAAAUAGUUAUUUUCUUUAUUUUUUAUGGCCUAUUUAUUGUUAUUUUUAUUUGUUUGUUAAUAAAUGGUUAUAAUAUAAGUUUUUGAAAUCUUAUCAAUACAAAAUUUAUUUCUACAAUUGGCCAUAAUAUAUUUGACAUUUCCCUUUUAGUCUGUUUUGUAUACUUCAAUGUUGUUCUGCUAUAAAAUGUAACAAGCAUGGGUACGUUCUACAGAGACGAAGGCUUAUUAACAUAAUCUGAACGUUAUUAUUGUUUUAAAAUAAAUAAGAUUUAUGAUGGCCAACAUAAAGUACCCUAACAAUUAUAUUUCUAAUAGCCUCAUUAAACUCUUGAAUAUCAUUUGUUUAUAAAAAUAUUGAACAGUGUUAUUUUUAUUUAAGUCAUUCAAACAUUCAAGUUUCACUACCAAAGAUCAUUGAAAUUAAGGUUAUAUCAUGCCAACAAGUUUGAAACUUAUUGGUUUUUCACAAAACAUUUGACUUCAAAUUAAUUUAAGCGUUUAUUGAUCCUCUAAAAAAAAUAAUGUAUAUUUUCUCUAUGGACAUUAAAUAUAAUUUGAGUACUUAAUCAUUAAUUAUAUUAAAAAAAUAUUUGAAUCAUCUUUUUAUUAUUUUAUCCUAAAAAAAAAUUGUCUACUUUAGUUACUAAGACAUAUGUCAGUUACUUAUUCUUGUAUGUUAACGCUGUAUUCAUGCUUAAAAGCUGAUACCAAAAGCAUUUUUUUUCUCUAAAAAUUAUGAAAAAUAUUAUCACCUAGAUCUAAUUUUUUUAAUCAAGCACCUAUAUCUUUUUUUUUUCAUACCAUUUUUCUGUGUUCAAUUUGAUACAUGUACCUGUUGUAUGUAUGAUUCAGUUUUAUAAAGGAAAAUAGUAUGUGUGGGAUUAGUUAUAUAAUGAUUCAGUACGUCUGUUCAAAAACAAUUGUAACAAAAAGUUUUGAUCUGAAUUUAUGUAUUUUUUAUGUUGUUUUUAUCAGAUUUGCUAACAUAUCGAAUGAAUUCAUUUUAUUAUGAAACCCUUAGAUUCUUGAUUUCAUUUCGUCUGAACUGUUUCCCUUAUAACUAUUUAAUUACUUUGAUUAACAGUAAAUAAGUUGAAACAGGCUGAAAGUGAGAUAUUAAUUAUUUCAGUUGACAUAUUUGUAUUUGUAUUAUUUUUUAACACAUUGUUAAAGAAGCUUUAGAAUAAAUUAUAUUGAACGAAUGGGAACAUAUAUUUAGCUUGCAAUGUUGCAUAUUCCGAAGUGCCAAAAGUAUAAUGUAUUCCUAAAUGACAGAUGUCUUAAAUAUUGAAUUUGUUGCUUUAAAUCAUGAAUAAUGUUUUCCAUAAAAAAAUUGUUAAUAUUAUGUAAAACAGCUAUUUUAUAAAAUUUUAUUUCAAAGA